AUGCAAUUUUUAUUUAAAAUUUGUGUCUUAUUAAUUAUCCUCAAAUGUACAGUCAGUGAACUUCAAUGUUUGUCUUCAAAUAGAAACGUAGAUAAGUGUCAAGAUUGGAAAAAAAUGUCUGUAUUUGUGACUGACCUAGUGGGUCGAUCAAUCGUUGAUAAUAAAAUUGAAACAAAAUCUAACAUAUUAACUCUGUUGAUUCGUGCGGCAUCAGGUGUUGUCGGACACGGCACCAAUGCUCUAAAAACUCUUAUAGUAAACGGAUUGGUGCUUCUAACGCAAAUUGUUCUAACUGUUUCUGAUUACGGAACAACAAAUUAUAGAACUACUAGCCAAAAAAAUAUUUUUCCUGAUGGUCGACCAAUCGACUGGGUUAUGAAUAAUCCAUAUAUUAAAUCUAUGAUGAAUGAUGCAACCGACGAAACGUUACCAGAACUAUUGAUCGAACAAUUAGCGUCGGGUAUGCCGUGUGUUCAGUUACUGCUUUGUCGUCUAUCACCAAUCAUACACUACAUGCAGCGUCAGGUGAAGGAGAAUAGCCACGGUCCACCUCAUAAACGGCUUUCGUGGGAUGUAUCUGACUGGCAGCAAGUCAAAAAGAAUGCAAAGCAUUGCGUUGAAAAACAUAAUGACUGUGCAAAAAUUAUGAAACUGAAUUCGUCUAGAUGA
Molecule: messenger RNA, 669 nt
Organism: Melanaphis sacchari
Lineage: Eukaryota; Metazoa; Arthropoda; Insecta; Hemiptera; Aphididae
Exons: 3
Coding region: 1-669 (222 amino acids)
Source: RefSeq, a predicted model, not a curated record